AUGCCUAGCGACGCGCCCAUCGCCGUGGUCGGCAUGGCCUACCGCGCGCCGGGGAUCGGCCGCAAGGGCAUCUGGGACUACCUGAGCGAGGCGCGCUCGGCCUGGUCCGAGGUGCCGGCGGGCCGGUUCGACCAGUGGGCGUACCGCAAGCCCGGGGCCGAUAAGUCGGGCGUGUACCACGCCGAGGGCGCCCACUUCCUGCCCGGCGACGUCUACGCCUUCGACGCGGGCUUCUUCAACAUGCGCGCCGAGGAGGCGCGCAACUCGGACCCGCAGCACCGCCUCCUGCUCGAGUGCGCCUUUGAGGCCGCCGAGGAUGCCGGGUACGGGCUCGCCGACCUGGCCGGCCGCCGCGUCGGCGUCUUCGUCGGCAGCGGCCUGCACGAGUACUCGGAGCGCAUGGGCGACGACGUCUUCGCGACCAAGACCUUCACCGCCACCGGCCUGGCCCCUUGCAUGCUCGCCAACCGCAUCUCGUACUUUUUCGACAUCAGCGGCCCCAGCAUCGUGCUAGACGCCGCCUGCGCCAGCAGCGUCUACGCCGCCCACCAGGCCUGCUCCGCCAUCCGCAACGGCGACUGCGACGCCGCCUUUGUGGGUGCUUCCGCCCUGAGUCUCGGCCCAGGCACGUGGCUCGCGCUCGAGAAGACUGGAGCGCUUUCGACACAGGGACGCAGCUUCUCGUAUGAUGCCAAGGCAGCUGGCUUUGGCCGUGGCGAGGGCGGGGCAUGCCUGCUCAUCAAGCGUCUGGACGCCGCCCUCGAGGCAGGCGACCCCAUCCAUGCCGUGAUCCGCAGCUCGGCCUGCAACCACGGCGGGCGGUCCGAGGGAAUCACCAUGCCGAACGGCGUGGCUCACCGCAAGCUGCUCUGGGAGACCCACCAGGCCGCCGGCCUGGACCCUUCCGACACGCCCGUGGUCGAGGGCCACGGGACUGGCACUGCUGCCGGUGACCCCAUCGAAGCUGGGGCCUUUACGGCGGUGCUUGCCAGGGACCGAACGGCCGAAAAUCCUAUUUACGUCGGCUCUGUCAAGUCGAACUUUGGGCACCUGGAGGGAGCCAGCGGCAUGCUGGGAAUGAUAAAGGCCAUCCUCAUGGUAAAACAUGGGGUCGUGCUUCCAACGGCCGGGUUCGAGUCCAUCAACCCGAGGAUCCAGGACAAGGAGAAGAUCAGGGUGCCCGAUGUGCCCAUCCCUUGGCCCGAGAACGAGCCAAGACGCAUCAUUGUCACAAACUUUGGCUUCGGCGGGAGCAAUUCUGCCAUCAUCUUCGACCAAGCGCCUGAACGGCCCAUCGCUUCGCACGAUGGGCUGAAUGGUGUAAAAGAAGCCAACGGAGUGAACGGCACCAAGAAUGCUGCGAAUGGUCACACCAACGGCCACGCCAACGGCGAUACCAACGGCCAUACUAAUGGCCAUACUAAUGGCCAUACUAACGAUCACGGCAAUGGCCACACUAAUGGCCACUCCAACGGUCUCACUGAUGGUCAAACCAAUGGCCACGCCAACGGCCACGCCAACGGCCACGGUGCGGUCGGGAAAACCAGCCAGCCGCGCCUGUUCGUCUUCUCGGCCAAGUCGGAAGCAAGCCUGACCGCCUACCUGCCCUCGUUCGGCGAGUACCUGGACGAGGCCGAGGUGCCCGACGACGACGUCUUCCUCCGGGACCUCGGCUACACGCUCGGGCAGCGCCGCACGCAGCACGCCUUUCGCACCUUUGCCGUCGCCGACUCGGUCGAGGGCCUCCAGGAGAAGCUCUCGAGCGUCAAGCCCGCGCGGGUCAGAGACCGGGCCAUCGCGUUUGUCUUUACCGGCCAGGGAGCACAAUACGAGCAGAUGGCUGCCGGCCUCAGGCGCUACAAGGUCUUCUCGGCCGCCCUGGACCGGGCCGAGUCGCACCUCCGGACCAUGGGCGCGCCGUGGAGCCUGGGCGAGGAGCUGGCGCGCGCCGCGGGCGGCGGGUCGCGCGUGCACGAAGCCGAGAUCAGCCAGCCGGCCUGCACGGCGGUGCAGCUGGCGCUGGUGGCGCUGCUGCGUUCGUGGGGCGUCGAGCCCGCGGCCGCGGCCGGCCACUCGAGCGGCGAGAUCGCGGCCGCCUUCGCGGCGGGGCUCGUCUCGUUCCGCACCGCAGUGGGGGUCGCCUACUUCCGCGGCCUCGCCGCCGCCCGCCUGUCGCGCGAGCGCGGGGACAGGAAGGGCGCCAUGUUGGCCCUCGGCGUCGGGCCCGACGAGGCCGCCGCGCUGCUCAGGGAGCACGCCGCCGCCGCCGGAUACGCCACCGUGGCCGCCAUCAACAGCCCCAAGAGCGUGACCGUGUCGGGCGACGUGCCCGCAAUCGAGAGGCUGCACGAGGCCGCAGACGCUGCUGGGAUCUUUGCGCGCAGGCUCAAGAUCCAGAUGGCCUACCAUUCCAAGCACAUGGAGGACGUUGCCGACUACUACCUCGACGCCAUCAAGGGGUACUGUGACGAGGCCCAAGAGGCGUCAGCGACGGAAGAGGGCGACGACCGCCCCUUGUUCGUGUCCUCGGUCACGGGCAAGGUCGAGCACGCCGUGGGCGCCUCCUACUGGGUGCAGAACCUGGUCCGUCCCGUCAUGUUCGCCAGCGCGAUCCAGACGCUCAUGACCACGCCAGGCCGGACGAAGACGAAGACGGGCCAGGCGGCUGCUCCCCCCAGCUUGGUGGUGGAGAUUGGCCCGCACGCGGCCCUGAAGAGUCCCAUCAAGCAAACGGUCGAGUUGCUGGAGCAGCAGCGCCGGCGCGACGGCGGGGCCAAGGCGCAGCCGUCGGCCCCCUUCACCUACCUCCCGUCGCUGGUCCGCGGCACCGAAGCCGGGCUUGCGCUGAUGGAGCUAGCCGGCAACCUCUUCGUGCUGGGGACACCCUUGCGGAUUGGCGACGUCAACCAGACGGGCCCGCACAACUCCAACGUCGUCACCGGCGUGCCCGCCUACGCGUGGAACAAGUCGGCCACCUAUGAGAUGUGCCCGCGGGCGACGCGCGAGAAGAUAUUCCCGGGCCGACCCUACAACAACCUGCUCGGCCGGAUCCUCCCAUCCAGCGGGGGCCGGCAGCGGCAGUAUCGCCAAGUCUUCACGCUUGACGAGUUCCCCUGGGUCAGGGACCACGCCGUGGCCGGAAUCGUCGUCUUCCCCAUGACGGGCUAUAUCGCGUGCGCCAUCGAGGCCGCGCGAGGGUGCCUGGGGCCCCAGCCGGCGGCUGCGUUCCUGAUCCGCGACGUCAACGUCGGGGCCCGCCUCGAGAUCAACGAGGACGAGACGGUGGACAUGACGACGAGCAUCUGGCCCUCGGCCACGGGGCCGGGGGUGGCCUCGUCCUCGGCCUGGGACUUUGACGUGUCGACAUGGUCCGCGUCGGGAGGCUGGGUCGUGCACGCUCAGGGUACCAUCGUGCCCGAAACCACAGAGAUGACUGCCGACACGCCAACCUUCAGGGCGUCGCUGCCCAUCGUCGAAGCCGGUGCGUCGGGCCUGGUAGAGCACGACAUGCAAGAGGCCUACGAGAAGUCGGCCGCGCGCGCGACGCGGUUCGGCCCGACCUUUAGGAACACGGAGCGCUUCUUCGAGGGUCGGGGCUACACGCUGCUUGAGCACAAGCUGCGCGACGUGCACGCGGACAGUUGGGAUGGGGCGGACCCCCGCGGGUCGCCCGUGACUGUCGAUCCGCCCACCCUCGACGGCUUCCUGCAGGGCGGCGGGCCGCUCCAGGUGACCGCGGACGGACGGAAGCCGGCGCAGAUGCCCAACUACAUCAGCCGCUUCCGCAUCUCCAACAACAUCCCGUCCACCCCAGGCCAGCGCAUCGACGUAGUCACGCGUCUGCUGGCGUACGAUGUCAAGGGCGGCCGCAUGUCGAUCGGCAUCGCGGCAUUUGCACGCGGGGCCGACGGAAGCAUUACCCCCGUGGCCGAGUGGGAGUCCAUCGCCUUCCGGUCCAUCGGAUCCGCCGAGGAGGACCUUGACCCAGCCGCGAGCCUCCCCAGCAGCUGGGCCUUUGAGCUGCUGCCCCGGCCCGACUGUCUGUCGACCGGGGAGCUGACGAAGCGAAUGAUGGGCGUUGGCGAGCUCGACGGAGACGCUGAGACGGCGCAGUGGAUCAAGUUUGAGCAGAUUGCCUGGCACUAUAUCCACAAGGGCCUGGACGCGACCAUGGAUCAAGACCCUGCCGAGAUGCCACACCAUCUCGCCCAGCUCGUCAAAUGGGGGAGGCGGUACCGCGACAGUGCUCCAGCUAGCCACCAAGCUGCCGCCUUGUCCUCGGAAGACGUAGCGGUGUUGUGUGGGAAAGCCGCGUCCGCCGACGCCCGCGGCGAGAUGCUCGUCCGCGUGGGUGAAAACAUCGUGCCGAUCUUAAGAGGCGAGAUCGAGCCGCUGGAGCUAAUGCUAGCGGACGGGCUGCUAUCGCGUCACUACGAGGCCGACAAGAUCAACGGGCAUCUGAGCCGCGUGCUUGGCCGCGUGCUCGCCAGCUUCAGCGACAUCGAGCCCAACAUGCGCAUCCUCGAGAUCGGCGCGGGGACUGGAGGCACGACGCUGCCCGUCCUCGAGGCCCUCUCGCCCGCCGUCGGGGAGCCCGGCGAGCCCGCAUUCGUUAGCUACACCUACACCGACAUCUCGUCGGGUUUCUUCGAGAAUGCUAGCGCCAAGCUCGCACGGUGGUCCCAGCGUAUCACGUACAAGAAGCUCGACGUCACGCAGGAUCCGGUCGCCCAGGGCUUCGAGCUCGGAGAGUACGACGUCGUCAUCGCGGCCAACGUGCUGCACGCGACCGAGGACAUGGCGGUGACCAUGGCCAAUGUGCGCAAGCUGCUCAAACCGCGCGGGCACGUCCUCCUGCUCGAGGCCAACCGCCACGCGGCGGCCAUGCUGCCUUUUGUCAUGCUGCCAGGCUGGUGGUACGCCAAAGACGCCUACCGCGACCGUGACGAAGGCCCGCUCAUGCCCCUCGACGUAUGGGACCGCCUGCUACGGGAUUCUGGCUUCACGGGGGUCGACGCCCAUAUAGGAGAUGGGCUGACCGAGGCGGGAGAGGCGCCGGCCAUGAGCAUCAUUUGCUCGAGCCGGACCGGCAAGUGGACCGACGACCGAGGCGUGGUCGUGGUCGGCCCAUUCAUGGACGACGAGGAGGUCGAAUUUGCCCAGCUCGUCGCCGACGCCGUGGUGGACCGCUUCGGGUGUCCGGCCGAGAUAAGGCCGUUCGCCGAGCUGGACCCGGCCGACGAGCCGUGCUACAUCGUCAUCGACUCACCGCGGCACAGCCUCAUGGCGGGCGUCGACGCGGAGCGCUUUGAGGGCCUCCAGACAGUCAUGCUGCGCAACGCCGGCAUCCUCUGGGUCGUGCCUGAGGACGGGCCCGUCGAAGCAUCCUCGGCCAAGGGCCUGAUGCGCACUAUCCGCCUUGAGAAUGAGCCCCGCAACUUCCUCACCCUUGAGCGGGUUCCCAUCACGGCCGAUCAGGGGCUGCCCGCCAUCCUGCGUAUGACGCAGACCCUGCGCGACCCCGAGGCCACGAGGCUGCACGAUCAGGACUUCACUUGGCACCAGGGCGCGAUUCACGUCUCCCGCAUGCGGCUGGACCGCGACGCGAGCGAGCUGCUCGCCGUCGAGCAAGGCGCCUCGUACCGCAAGGAGCAGCGUCUCUGGGCUGGGACCGAGACACGCGCUCUCGAAAUGACCAUGGACGCGGCGGGGAGCCCGGACUCCAUCUACUUCCGGCGGACCGACGUGCUUCAACGGCCCCUGGGUCCCGAAGAGGUCAUCGUUCGCGUCGAGGCCGCCGGCGUCAGCCACCGCGACCUGAGCCUCAUCACGGGCGCCAUCCCUUGGGAAGCGCCGGGCUUUGACGGCGCGGGCGUCGUGGAGCGGUGUGGCUCCGACGUGGCGUCCUUGCAAGAGGGCGACCGGGUUAUGUUCCUCGCGGCUGACGCCGAGGGCGCCAGCGCCUUUGCGACGCACAGGCAGGUGCCAGCUUGGCUUGCCGCCAGGGUGCCGGCGCGCGUUGAACCCACGGACGCGGCAAGCAUACCCCUGGCCUAUUCGCUCGCGGUGCUGGCCCUUUUCCGCACCGCCCACAUCCGUGCCGGCGAGUCCGUCCUCAUUCACUCGGCGGCCGGCGCUCUGGGGCAGGCCUGCUUGGCCCUGGCCCGCCAUGUAGGAGCUGAGGUGUUUGCCACAGCCGGCACCGAGGCCAAGCGGAAGUUCCUGCACGAGAGCUGCGACCUCGCAAGAAAUCGCAUCUUCUCCAGCCGCACUGCCGAGUUCCGCGACCGCGUGCUGGCGGCAACUGGCAACCGCGGCGUCGACGUCAUCGUCAACUCUCUCGGCGGCGAGCUUAUGGCGGAGACGUGGGCCGUGGCCGCGCCGCUGGGCCGCUUCGUUGACGUGGGAAAGAAGGAUGCGUUCCAAAAUAGCUACCUGCCCAUGGGACCAUUCAACCGAGGUGUGACGUAUACCGCCGUCGAUGUCCGGGAGCUUGGCCGCCAUCGACCUGAGGAAAUGAAGGCGGUGUUUGCCGAGGUGGCUGCGCUGAUGCGGAAACGCGUGGCGCUGCCCAUCCAGCCCGUCACGGUGCUUCCCAUAUCUCAGCUCGCCGCCGCCCUCCGCAGAAUCAGGUCGGGCGAGGCCCAAGGCAAGCUGGUUGUGACGCUCGAGGCCGACGACCGCGUCGUUGCCGAGAGCGACCUACAGGCCUCGGAUGCGCAGCUGAGAGCGGACGCGACGUACCUCGUCACGGGCGGCACACGCGGCAUCGGCCUCAAUCUGGCUCGCUGGAUGCUCGAGAACGGCGCGCGCAACAUUGUUGUACUGGGCAGGAGUGGCGCGUCCGGGCCAGAAGUGCAGCAGCUUAUGAAAGAGUACGAGGAACGUCCGGAUGUGGCGAUACGCGCCCCGCCUUGCGACGUGGGCUCGCGGGAGUCACUCGAGGGUGCUCUCGAGUCCAUCAAAGACCUGCCGGCUGUGCGUGGCGUCAUCCACAGCGCUCUUCUUCUAAAGGACUCGCUCUUUGAGAAUGCCACUUUCGAGAACUGGCAAAUCGUCAAUAACCCAAGGGUCGAUGCUGCUUGGUACCUAGACGAGCUUCUCCCCAAGGAUAUGGACUUCUUCAUCGGCCUCAGCUCGUUCCUCGGGGACACGGGAAACGCUGGACAGGCCAUUUACGCCGGCACAGCGGUCUUCUACCACGAGUUUGCCAAGUACCGCAGCGCCAGGGGCCAGCACACGGUCAGCAUUGCGCUUCCCGUGGUGCUAGAUGUCGGCUACGUGGCCGACAACAACCUGACCGACAGCCUCCGCAACACCAUCGGCGCCACCCUUACCAUCCAGGACAUCCGCGCCCUCAUCAAGGGCGCCAUCGCGGGCCCGGCCUCCAGGGGAAUGGCCUUCUACCCGAGCCACAAGGCGGUCGCGUUCAGCAUGUACCUCGACGGUGCGCGGGUGCGCGACGGGGGGCCCUGGAAGUACUUCCACCCCACCCUAGCGACCGAGUGGCUCAAGGACGAGCGGCGGAGACGCGCAAAGGGUGGUGCCGCCGGGGCUGGAGGCGUGGGCGGUGGUGCUGAGGCGUACUUGUCGGGCUCGUGGGCCACGGCCGAGGACCCGCUGACCGGGCUGACCGAGGCGCUCGUCUCCAAGGUGUCGGCGAUGACCAUGAUGGAUCGGAGCGAGGUCAGCCCGGACACGCCACUGGCGGCCUUCAGCCUCGACUCCCUCGUGUCGGUCGAGCUGCGCAAUUGGAUCCGCAGAGAGACGGCUGUCGAUCUGCCUCUGAGCGGCAUCAUGCAGGCCGAGAGCUUGCGGGCAAUGGCGACGGAGAUCCUGGCGCAAAGAGCAAAAGGGGAGGGGAAUAAGGCCACGUAG
Molecule: messenger RNA, 7878 nt
Organism: Gaeumannomyces tritici R3-111a-1
Lineage: Eukaryota; Fungi; Ascomycota; Sordariomycetes; Magnaporthales; Magnaporthaceae
Exons: 8
Coding region: 1-7878 (2625 amino acids)
Biological process (GO): secondary metabolite biosynthetic process; fatty acid biosynthetic process
Molecular function (GO): fatty acid synthase activity; oxidoreductase activity; phosphopantetheine binding
Source: RefSeq, a predicted model, not a curated record